UUGAACUCCGAAAUUUUGGACAAAGAACUCGAGAACUUUCCUCGACUGAUCAAGUACUUUAACAGUUAUGGAGAUAUCAAAGAGUCAGAUCCAAAACGUCAAGAAGCUCAAAUUGAAGAGAUUGAGAAAUUAAUUAACCAAGUUCGAAGUAGAUUAGACAACAGCAAACAACCUGUGAAAUACCCCGAUCCAAACCAUUUCUACUAUUCACGCCAUUUUCAACUAACUGUUCUUGUUCAUUUCGCAAAAAAGAUUGACACAGCAUUAGCUUCAGCAGAAGACGAAAAUCUCAGUCAGUUACUCGUGUUAUUGAAUGAAAUCGCCUUUGCAUUAUCAUCUUCUGACAAAUUAGUUAUCAACGUCGAAUCUCUUUCCGAACACCUUUUUUCAAUUGUUGACAACGAAGAGAACUACAAGAAAGCUAAAUGGUAUCACGAUGCACUUAAUCAUAAGAUAGAUUUAGUCACUUCAUCAUGGAAAUCGAACAAUUACAACAGAGUUUUAAGUGUUGAAAUCCUUGCAGCUAUCAACAGAUAUCAGAAAUCAGUUAAAUACUCUCCACCUUCUUAUUUUGACCUCGCAUUCAACGAAUAUAUCCAUAAUCAUCCGAAAAUUACAAAAAUGCUUGGCCCUGCCUCACAAUGCCUUGCUGACCCCAACAUGGACUUUGAUUCGGCUUUCUACAUGAUUGACCACUUUCUUCAAGAUAUUUACAAAGCUUUAAAUGUUGACAUGAAAGGUCCAUUGAAACAUAUAAUUUUUACAUCACUAAUACGAUUAUUAUUUACAGAAUCAUCUGUUUACGGAAAUGGACUUAACAAACAUCAAGAAAUUGAUGGAAAAUUUUUGAUUCGUUGCCAUCGCUUUGCAAACCAAACAGUUCGUGACUUGAACCUUUCAGAUGAAGUUCUUUGUGGGUUUACUCAAGGUCUUCACAUCAGAGCUCUCUUUAAAACGAAUAAAGUUGGAGAAUUAAAAUCUUUAGAAACAAUUCUUAAUCCUAUUGAUCUAAUGUACCAAAUAUAUUCUGUUCUUCAAGAAAUUCAAAAAGCUUUCGCUCCAGGAAAAACAAUUUCUUUUGAUGACAUGUUUACUUUGUUAUUGGCUUGUAUUUCGCUCAAUCCACCUUCAAAUGCCUACUCCAUUGCGAAAUUCAUAGCACAUUGGGAUAAAAUUAACUAUUCAAACAUUAUUAGUUUAUCAAAAAAUUAUUACAUUGCUGCAAUCGACCAGUUGAUGAAGAAUAAUCCAGAUAUGUAA
This is a messenger RNA of Trichomonas vaginalis G3, 1260 nucleotides long. Its product is annotated as vacuolar sorting protein 9 (VPS9) domain family. NCBI's taxonomy places the organism in Eukaryota, Parabasalia, Trichomonadida, Trichomonadidae. The transcript has a single exon. The record is from RefSeq and is a predicted model, not a curated record.